This is a messenger RNA of Antechinus flavipes (yellow-footed antechinus), 2207 nucleotides long. RefSeq names its product PAT1 homolog 2 (gene PATL2). Lineage: Eukaryota; Metazoa; Chordata; Mammalia; Dasyuromorphia; Dasyuridae. Gene Ontology annotation, biological process: deadenylation-dependent decapping of nuclear-transcribed mRNA; P-body assembly. Gene Ontology annotation, cellular component: P-body. The coding region runs from base 1 to 1737 and encodes 578 amino acids. Gene Ontology annotation, molecular function: RNA binding. The record is from RefSeq and is a predicted model, not a curated record. The transcript has 16 exons.
AUGGCUGGAUGUGGUCAAGCUUUCACUGACAGCCAGGCUGUCUUAAAGGAUUACUUUUUGGAAAAUGAGAGUCUGCCUGUGGAAGAGACAGCAGUUGAGGCAGUCGACCCAUUUGACAAGAUGGAUUGUAACACAGACUCAAACUUAAUGGAACAAGGACCAGGCAAACCUGUUGGUCUCCAGGUCCCUGAGAAGGCUAGUAGAACCCAUGAGGAAGAAGACCCCGAAGAAGAGGAAGAAGAGGAAGAGAAUGAUUUGGGAGAUCCAGCAGUACUUAGUGCUAUUCAUACUGCCCAGAGAGGACUCAAGAGCUCUUCAAAACUUAAGGCCUCCAAUAUGCUUGGAAUGUCUCCAUUAUCCUUACACUUUCUGUGUCAGACAAUGGAUUAUUUUUCUCCAAUUUCUUUCCGGUCUACACUCCCAAGUGCCAGUUCCUCAGCACGACAUUUUGGACUUCAGCUGUCCUCACCAGACCCAUCUCUCUUCUACAAUCUACCAACAUCGAGGCCCCUAAGACUCAGCCUUCCCAGUCAUGGGACCCAGCUGCAUCCCCAGCACCAGCGGAUCUUACAGAAGCAGCAGCAAGAACAACGGUGUGGUCCUAAACACCAGAGUCCCCGUGUUGGGAAACUGUGGUCCCAGAAGCCAGAUCCCUAUGCUGGUCUCAUGAAUCAAAGGGAGAAAGACUGGGUGAUCAAGGUACAGAUGGUCCAGCUGCAAAGUGAGAACCCUCACCUGGAUGAUUACUACUACCAGGAAUAUUACCAAAGGCUAGAAAGAAAACAGGCAGACGAGGAGCUGCUUGGUCGAAGGAACAGGCUAGAAUCACCUAAAUUGGUGACCCCUUACAUUCAGAAGGCAGAGGACUAUGAAUCAGUGGUUCGGAUUGAAGGUUCCCUAGGGCAAGUGGCUGUAUCUACUUGUUUCAGUCCUCGAAGAGCCAUUGAUGCAGUGCCCCAUGGUUCACAGGAGCAGGAUACAGCUAUAUAUAAUCAGAAACUUCAAGUACUAUAUCGGAUUGAGAAGAUGUUCCUUCAGCUGCUUAAAUUGGAGGAGAAUCAGAAGGGUAAACUAGCAAAGUCCUAUUUCUAUGAGCUGCAGAGCAAACAGCUAGAGAAGAUCUAUCAGGCCUUGAGGACAGGUGAUGAGGAAAAUUCAGAGGAGGCAGCAAAUGGACUUCUACAAGUGCUAUCUGUGAGGAAAGGAAAGGUCCUUGUAGCCCGGCUACUACUACUUCUUCCACGCGAUCAGGCAGUCCACCUUGUCCUAUCAAUCACAAGUCACUUGCCCUUCCUCAUUCGAAGGGAUACAGCUGAUCAGGCCCUACAUAUGCUGUUCAAGCCCAUGGGAAAGUGUAUAAAUCUCUUGGCCUUUAGUGAGCUUCUCCAAGGACUUCAGAGGCUCAUGGUGCUACAACCUGGAUCCCAAGAGCGGCCAAUCACUGUAGUCCUUCAGAACCAGUUUGGGAUCUCUUUGCUCUAUUCACUUCUGAGCCAUGGGGAACAGCUGGUGUCCCUGAAUUGUUCCCUGAAGCAACACAGCAACAAUGAUCUUGCAACUUGGACAGACAUGGUAGUUCUGAUUGCCUGGGAGAUAUCCCACAUGGCCACAGCUUCUUUGGCAGAGCCACUCAUUGUCCCCAGCAACCUCCUCUCCCUGUUCUGCCGUUAUGUGGACAAACAGAUAGUACAGCAAUUAGAAGCCAGAAUGGACUACGCCCCCAUGGCUACCACCUGACUUGUUGGGGAAAAUUAUCCAGCCCACCUACAUACCAGUCUAUUAGAGCUGAAGUAGAAGAAGGGAAAAUUCACUGAAGGAGCUGUGCCCUUGACAGUUGUAUGAAGGCUUUUUUUAUUUUCCUCAGUAGAUGCAAUGGAGAUCCUGGGUUUCUUUACCCUUCUCCUAUUGAGUACAGUAAUUUAGAACCUUCAAGAAUGGAGGUCUGGGCAGUGCAUGAUUUAAAGUGCUCAUAUAAAAUUGGAACAAGUGGGUGUUGAAAUAUUGCUUUGAUAAAGGUAUUAUUUAGCCCUACCUCUAUUUCCAAAAUAGCUUUUUCCCUUUUCUUCAGCUAAACAUCUUUACCAGGGAUAAAUGAUAUAGUUUUUUUGGUUGUUUGUUAAAUGAAUGGGAAUAUAAUAAUAGUAAAGGGGUUUUUCCCACUAGUGCAGUGUCCUGCCAAAUAAAAACAUGAGGUAUUUUUCUCGUGA